Thlaspi arvense is the source of this 399-nucleotide messenger RNA. The record is from the annotation of a GenBank genome assembly. NCBI's taxonomy places the organism in Eukaryota, Viridiplantae, Streptophyta, Magnoliopsida, Brassicales, Brassicaceae.
AUGACUCCCUCUUCAUUGCUUGAGGAAAGCAAUAGGAGCACCUAUGCAGAUGAGGAGAUGAAGUUUAAAGAAGAAGAGGGAGGGUAUUCUAAAAGAAAUGCAGUCUCAACAGAUUAUGAGAAAAGCUUGUCUGAUCAAAGGAAACGUUCCAUGGCACUGAACAGUGAAGGACUUGAGGGUUUGAUUCCAAGGGCUAAACUUUUGCUAUCCCUUGGAGGGACAUUCUUCUUGGGGUUUGGGCCUUUAAUUCUUAUCACAGUUGCAUUCUUCUCUGCUCUAUAUAUCUAUUUUGGACCGUCAUUUGUUCAUGAUGCAAGCAGAUCGCCCAUACCACCACCUCAAUAUAUCAACCCCUACACUCUUCUGGAAGAGGAAAGGAUAACCGAAAUGGCUCCAUAA